GCGUUAGUCAACUUCGCGUGUUCGCUUUUUCGCGCAACACCGUGUCGCGUAUCUUUUUCUCUCUUCCUCUCUCUCUCUCUCUCUCUCUCUCUUUUUUAUCUUUCCUUUUUACCUUAUUUUUUCCUUUCUUGCUAUCUGUCCUCUGCCUCUCUCUCUCUCUUUCUCCCCCUCUCUUUUCCCAUAUUUUUCUCUCUUAUUUUCUACGAGUGCUUGUCUCACACGCCACGCAAUACCGUUCACUGGUCGUAGCAUGUGCCCACAAGUUCACAGUCUCAUACACGUUUAUCUACCCCACCAUCAGCCCCAUAAUAAACUUGUCUCUUAUGGUUACCGUUAAAGGGCUAUUUUUCGCGUCCAUUCAGGAAAAGAAAAGAAAAAGAAAAAUCUACGUUUAUUUCCAUCGUGUCUUAUUCUUCUUCUAGAAGCUUGUUUCAAGCAACAAAUUUCAUCGUGUUAGUUACCAACGACACAACGCGAAAAAAAAGUAACGGAGUGACACUUAUAGCAUGAUUUCUUGGAUAUUCCAGUGAAGGAAACGAUAUCUUACGCUUCGCAGAACGACGACAACUCGUCUGGCCGAGUUCGUGCACGUGGUGGUUGAGAGUGUGAAGUGUUUUCGGAACAAGGUUGAGAGAAGGAAGAAGAGGAAGAGGAGAGUUAAGGAAGAGAAAUUCGAUUAUCUUAGAAGGAGGAAUAACUGGCCGGGAAGAUGAGUUGCUGUACGAGUGCGCCGAUCGUGACCCAAACUUGUGAGACUCUGUUGAGCAAAUGCGAAGUGCCGAUUAUUGACCUCGCUCAUAUGGGGACCGAAAGAAGUCCUCAAAAAGGAGUCGUUAAGCAAGUCGCCACGAAAUUAGUAAGAGCUUUAUCGGAGAAAGGAUUGGCUUUACUCGUCAAUCAUGGCAUUCCAGAAUGUAAGUUGAAGGCCGCGUACAGAGCACUAGAUGAGUUUUCCGAAUUGUCAGAAGAAACGAAAAACAAGUACGAACGUGAUCCUUCGACCAAUCACGGAUAUGUCAAACCUGGAAUGGAGAAAUUCUCGGACGAAGAAGAGAUUCGUCAUGCUUACAACAUCACCGUUUGCAAGGGAGCGUUACCGCAAGAUGAAGUACCCGGAUUUAAGCCUGCAGUCGAAGAACUAGCACGAGAUUUCAAACAACUCUCAGCCAUGCUCUUAACUGCUCUGGCCGUGGGCCUAGAGCAAUCUCCCGACUUCCUGAUCACGAAGCACGCUCACAUGCUGGGAACUGGUAACGAAACGACUCUUCGUCUUCUCUACUAUCCACCACUUGGUGCACCGGUACCAGGCGUGACGCGUUGCGGAGCUCAUUGCGAUUACGGCACUUUCACUCUGCUCGCACAGGACUGCGAAGGUGGCUUAGAAAUACAAACACCGCGCGGAGAUCAGUGGAGACGAGUCGGUCAUCUUCCUGGAGCUAUUUUGGUUAACACAGGGACCAUAUUGGCCAAAUGGACCAACGAUCAAUUUCCAGCUUUGAGACAUCGUGUAGUUGUACCAGAACACUGCGGUCGUGGCCGUCAUUCGAUCGCAUUCUUUGUACAUCCAAACAACGAUAUCCCUAUCGAACCGUUGGAUAUUAAAAUCGUUAAGGCUAAUCAAGAAUCGGCACCAUGCCGGCUUCAAAAAAAGAAACGUGGUGUAUUAACGGCGUAUCAUCAUCUUCAGCGUCGAUUUAGAGAGACUUAUGCUUCGUAAUAUUGUGUCUAUCGUUCGUUUCAUCAUUGAAAUGUGUUAUAUUCAUUUUUCAGGGUUUAUAUUUCGUAUUGACCAUGCGAUUUUUUAUCCUCAUCUUGUUUUAACAUUGAAAUACAAUUCGCAAGUUAAACUCUUUUCGAUCGAAUACAAGUUAGAUUCUUUUCUAUCUACGAUUUUAUGAUUUAAUCGAAUACAUAAAAGAAAAAAGAAGAAAAAGAAAUUACUUUACAUGUUAGACACAGUAUAAGUUUUUGUCAUACAAGGAAACAUCGACGUCUGAUCGUAUCAAUGGCAAUAAUAAAGAAUUCUGUACUUACAUUUAAA
This is a messenger RNA of Vespa crabro (European hornet), 2041 nucleotides long. RefSeq names its product proline hydroxylase buaE-like. The transcript is spliced from 7 exons. Gene Ontology annotation, molecular function: dioxygenase activity. The record is from RefSeq and is a predicted model, not a curated record. The coding region runs from base 710 to 1717 and encodes 335 amino acids. Lineage: Eukaryota; Metazoa; Arthropoda; Insecta; Hymenoptera; Vespidae.